UCGGGACUCUUCCUUUGCAGUAGUAGUGAAGAGACAAUCGUUGCACAUCUACGUAUGAGUGAGCGCUCGUUGCCUUCCACUGGCUGUAGAGAUAGUGCGUACAUCCAGCGUGUUGGAUCCAGUUAAAUUGGCGUUUUAUCGUCUCAAUCAAUCGAUUUUCAUAAAAGUGAAUAACUCGGAGAUUAAAAGCAUCGAGAGAGGAUACACAGAAUCUAGCAUGGAGAAUAAAAACAGCAGUGUCGCAAAAGAAUCGGAGCACAAAGACCAAUAUACAGCCGGAUUCUUAAAAAACGGGAUAAUACGGGGUAUUACAUAUCAAUUAAAAGUAUUAACAUGGGUCACAUGGAAGAUGUUGUCCAAGAAAGACGCAAGUAAAUGGUGGUUGGGUACGGAAGUGGUCGAUGCCCGAGGAUUUCACGAUCUAGUUUUGAAAUAUGUUAAUAAUGCGGUAGACGAAGAUGGAAAAACGUCCGAUAAAAGAUACAUGUAUCGUUUCGUGCAAAUCAAGCACAUGACUCGUUUGACCGGGGGCCUCAAGAUCUCCAUUCCCCAACUAUUGUCCGUGGAAAAGGAGUAUUGUCAGUACAGUCUUAUCUACUUGUUCAAAUCUUAUAUGCAUAUAAUCAACAAAUUUGAGAAGAUAAUGCCGGAUCAAAUCGUGGACAUGACGGUCUUCACAAACAGGGACAUUAAUACUUCGCUGGAAUUUUUAGUACCUGUAAACAGGGAUGAAAUUUUUGGCUUCGAAGAAAAGGGCAAACGAUAUCGCUUCGACUUAGACGCACUGCGAAAAGCACCGAAUUUGAUAAUAGAACGCUUGCGAAUGAUACCGCCGCGCGACGAAACGCAUGUAUGGAACUUCUUGGGCAAAUUGGUAUUCGCAGUUGGCCAACCCUCUGAACCCGAAUUGGAGGAACUUAUCGUCAAAGAUAUGGGCAAGGUUUUCAAUAUGCCACAGAUUUUUUACAACGAUCUGUUUAAAAACAUAACGGACUGGUUUCUCAUUCUCGAGAAAGACAGUGCGCCAUAUCUCACCGAAGAAUAUAUAAAGAAGCAUCUGAAGAAGAUGGAAGAUAUGCUGUUGGCUCAAAAAAAGUCAAAUACCUUUUUUAUUGACGAUUCACUUUCUUUCUCAAAAUUGUCGUUAACAUAAAAGAAAAUUUUGUAGUUCUCUUUUCGUAAACUUUUAUGUUUCUUCUUGCGAAUAUACGAUAUAAAGUUUCUUUUAUUUUUUGUCUUCAAGAAAGAGAGAGAAAGAGAG
Molecule: messenger RNA, 1261 nt
Organism: Formica exsecta
Lineage: Eukaryota; Metazoa; Arthropoda; Insecta; Hymenoptera; Formicidae
Exons: 2
Coding region: 218-1153 (311 amino acids)
Source: RefSeq, a predicted model, not a curated record